This is a messenger RNA of Sporisorium graminicola, 450 nucleotides long. RefSeq lists its product as uncharacterized. The record is from RefSeq and is a predicted model, not a curated record. Lineage: Eukaryota; Fungi; Basidiomycota; Ustilaginomycetes; Ustilaginales; Ustilaginaceae. The transcript has a single exon. Bases 1 to 450 code for a protein of 149 amino acids.
AUGGCAGACGGCUGUCCGCGCGAUGGCCGGCACCACCCCUACCCCGAGGCAACCGCCUCCUUCACUGCGACACUCGCACGCAUCCGCACCACGCUCUCUCGCACCUCGCCCAACGAGCAACUCCUGCGCGACGACGCAUGGCCGACCAUACUGAAGCGCAUCCACAGUGCGCUGGACUCAGGCAAACCCAUCACGGGCGCGGGCCCUCACCGCGGCCUCCCCAUGGACGUGGUGGUGCAGACGCUCAAGGCGAGCUGGCAUGUAGACGGCACGUGGCCCGUGGGGCCGAAUGCUAUACAGCUGCUGGAAGAGCAGAGUAUGGAACGCACUAGAGCGGAGAAGGGUCCGGAGGCGAAACAGGAUCCGAGCCCGGACGACAUUGCCAAGGCCUACAGACGACGCGGAGUGCACGUCGACGAACCGCAGCAGGUCCCCGAUGACGAUUGGUAA